Messenger RNA from Cannabis sativa, 969 nucleotides. RefSeq names its product ferredoxin. Lineage: Eukaryota; Viridiplantae; Streptophyta; Magnoliopsida; Rosales; Cannabaceae. Gene Ontology annotation, cellular component: chloroplast. The record is from RefSeq and is a predicted model, not a curated record. Gene Ontology annotation, molecular function: 2 iron, 2 sulfur cluster binding; electron transfer activity. The coding region runs from base 279 to 722 and encodes 147 amino acids. Gene Ontology annotation, biological process: electron transport chain. The transcript has a single exon.
UAACUGUUAUUAUUACCCAAGUUGAUAAAAACAUCUUGUUGAGUUGAUAAUGUAAUAAACGAUUGAUACAUGUGAUAUCCAUUAUUCAGUGGAUGAUAAUCGAUACUAGAUAAAGAUAAAAACCACUAGCAUGCUGCCACGUGGCAGAUAGAAUCCAUGCCAGUGCACACUCUCUCCUAUCAUUGCCACACAACAUCCACAAGCCUCACUCAAAAACUUUGACACAUUCUAUUUUUGGCCACCAAAACACCAAAGAGAGAAGACUAUCAACCAAAAAGAUGGCCUCAACAACAGCAGCAGCAGCUACCAUGAUGAACACCUCCUUUGUAAGGAGACAGCCAACGGCAACCUCCCUAAGGGCGGUUCCGAACGUGGGACAAUCCCUUUUCGGCGGCCUAAAGGCUAGCCGAGGAGGGCGUGUGACAGCCAUGGCUACAUACAAAGUGAAGCUGAUUACACCAGAUGGGGAUAAGGAAAUCAAGUGCCCGGAAGACACGUACGUGUUGGACAGAGCCGAAGAAGAGGGAUUAGACUUGCCAUACUCAUGCCGGGCCGGGGCUUGCUCCUCAUGCGUUGGAAAGGUGGUUGAAGGUAAAGUGGACCAGUCAGACAAUAGCUUCCUUGAUGAUGAUCAAAUUGCUGAGGGUUGGGUUCUCACAUGUGUUGCUUUGCCUCUCUCUGAUGUUGUCAUUCAGACUCACAAGGAAGACGAGCUUGAUUAGUAAAUGUGCUCUACUACCACUCUUCAAUUCAUCAUUUUCAUAAAUAAAAUUUGAUGUUUUCGUAAGGAAGCCACUUUUUUUUUUUUUUUUUUUUUUUUUUGGGAAUAAAAGGAUUAAGACUUAAGAGUUGCUUCUUUAAUAUUACAAUACGUGGGACAUUGUUGAGUCUUAAAUGACUGCAACACCAUUUGUAGUGCUUGAUAGCUUAUUGGAGUUUUUAAGUUUCAGCAGUGAAAGUUCUCUCGUA